CUAUCCAACCUUCAGGCCCCUUGCACACCCGCCUGGAUCCAUCUCGCCAAUCACAGCCAGCCUCACAGCCCCCCACCGUCACUGUUUACUGUCCGUCUACGUCAACUCUCCACUCCACGUACGAGUACCCUACCAACCCUAAGGAACCGGAUUUCAGCCCUGUCAGGCGCCCAGGUUCAAAAUGGCCGCGCUGGCUUUCAAAGCAAUAGAUUACGGUGCCGACAGGAUUCCUGACAGAUUCUUCGAAUCCAUUCCAGGUGGCUUCUUCACCCCCGAAGAAAAGAAAAAGAACAAAAAGAAGAGCAAAUCCAACAGAGAUACUCGCAACAAGAGCGAACAGAGACAAUCAGACAGCGACCGCCGACGAUCCCGCCGCGACCAUACCCCUACCACCGAUUAUUCCGACUACAGCGGGUACGACGACACCGACUACGAACGAGAAUAUCGCGACAAACAGCGACGUCGCCGUGCGAAAAGUCUAGGAGCAGAUACACGCGAGGAUACGGGCUCCAGUCGUGGCAGACACACACAGCGCCCUUCUGAAUUUGGCAGCACAGGAAACAUCUACGCAGACAUGGACCACAGUCAAGGGGUCCCUCAGUUUCCCCCACCCCCAACCUCUGAGUAUCGACCCUACAAUCCAGCAGAGUACGCACCUCAACCCGCGGCACCCGCUGCACCGCCGAUGGGCAAUGAAUACCCUCCCAGAGCCGAGUACGGGUACUCCCCUCAGGUAAAUACAACUUUUCGUUCUCGCAGUGCGACGAUAGCCACGGCGAAUCCAUUCACCCGGGCACAUACGCUUCCGGCCAGGGUAAUGAAUCGAUCCGCCACGGCGCCGUUGGCACAUCUCUUUCCUAUUCAAUCUCCGACUUGGGGUGCUCUUGCGCAUCGCGGCUCUCCGCUUGCGACUUCUUUCUCACCUUCUCUCGAACCGCCAACGGCGGCAUUGCUACGCACCUCUAGUACUAACUCCCCCCAGCCCCAGGGUCAACAAAACACUUCGACUGCACAGUCUUCCUUUGCAGCACGAUAUACUCCGGGUCCUGGGUAUUCUCCAUCCCCUGUGAAUGCUCCCAUCCCCCCGACGAAUCCUUAUCCCACCUACAACCCUGCAGAAUAUGCAGCAGCACCUCCAGCAGGCUACAGAGCGCCGGGUAACACCUAUCCAUCCCCGCCUCCGUUUUAUCGCCAGGAGUCGCGCUCCCAGCCAUCGAUCGCGCCGUACCACGACAACCAGCUGAGCACCUACCAUGAUCCGCCAAGCCGUGAAGACGACGUCUCGUCCUCGCGCCGUCAUAGUCAUAAGCACAGUGACGGGCAUCGCCACAGGGCGAAGUCUGUUGGUCAUCACGGCCGCAGUCGUAGUCGAGUCACUGAGAAGUUCCGUGAUAGGUUCGAUGGACUUGACGAACGUGAACGAGGCUUGGCGGCUUCAGUGGGAGGUGCGUUGGCUGGAGGACUGGCUGGCAACGCUGUUGGCAAGGGCACGCUAAGUACUCUCGUAGGUGCGGCUAUCGGCGGAUUGGGCGGCAGACAGUUGGAGAAGAGACAUGAGAAGUAAGUGGUAUUGAUGAGAAUGAUGAUGGCGGCGACGAACACGACGACGACCACAUGUGGACAGACAUGUGUCGGCGCAUUGUCUACGAUUUGAGUGUUUUGAUAAGCUUGUUACGUUUCAUUUGUUGGCCGCAUGACUGAUUUUCCUUCUUUUCCUUUACA
Messenger RNA from Aaosphaeria arxii CBS 175.79, 1722 nucleotides. RefSeq lists its product as uncharacterized. The transcript has a single exon. The record is from RefSeq and is a predicted model, not a curated record. Lineage: Eukaryota; Fungi; Ascomycota; Dothideomycetes; Pleosporales. The coding region runs from base 182 to 1564 and encodes 460 amino acids.